Molecule: messenger RNA, 3835 nt
Organism: Pseudogymnoascus destructans
Lineage: Eukaryota; Fungi; Ascomycota; Leotiomycetes; Thelebolales; Thelebolaceae
Exons: 3
Coding region: 178-3144 (988 amino acids)
Biological process (GO): nuclear division
Cellular component (GO): nucleus; cytoplasm
Molecular function (GO): mRNA binding
Source: RefSeq, a predicted model, not a curated record
CCCGACAUCCCAUCCCGACAUCCCGACAAAUAAAAGAGCGAGAGCGAGCACACGACAACAAAUCCUACAAAUCCUUCCAACAAACUUCCCGACCCCAACCUCAACCCCAGCCCCAACUCCCCCAACCAUCCCCAUCCCCGCCACCAUCACCACACACACCUCUCUCUCUCCCUCGUUAUGAACAAACUCGCCAACAUGCGGCAUUGGUCCGAGAAGAUGGGACCUGGCUUCGGCAUGUCGCGACCCAACCCCAACAUGAACAGCAACAUGGCCCCCGGCGUCCCACCGCACACCAAGACACCCCACGGCGGCCCAUCGCCCAUCUCCCCCCAGACCGCCGCAGACGCAUUCAUCCACUACUCCUUCAACGUGCCCUUCGCUUCCGAUCUCGAAGGGCCCAUAAUAGAGGAUAUCGUGCACGCCACCCCGGAUGCUUGCGAAAGGUGGACACAUCCCGAGUCGGCACCAGAUGGGGUCCCGGUUCACGAGCUGCCGGUGCAUGCGCAGAAUGUGCUGAAUCUGAGGAAGCUGUGUAAGGAUAUCACGAAUGGGCCGUUGCCGAUAGAGGCGCACGUUAUUUGCUCGGAGCCUAAGAGGGUUAAGGGCGAGAUUGUGAAUGUGUGUCUCUCGGGAAGCCCGGAACUGGUGCAUAAGAGCAGAGAGACGAUAUUGAAUGAUAUACCGCUUGCAUUGCGGUGCUCGGUGGUGGAUAUCGAUGGCGAGCUGGUGCUUGAUCAGGCGGGGACGGCGUUGAAGACGUUCGUUAUCGAGCAUCUCGAUGAGGUGUCGGAGUUCUGCGGUGUCGAUAUCUUUCUUCUAGGACCGAAGUUCAAUACGAUUGCGUCGGGGAUCAACGGGAAUGGCGAGGCGGGCCAGGAUCAGAGGUGGAGGGUUGCGAUAUAUGGCGAUAUAGAGAGUGCGGAACAUGCGAAGACGAGGGUCUUGGUCUUCAUCGAUAGACUGCUCAGGCGAAGCGUCGACGCCAUGCUGCUGGAGCUCUCGUUACACACCGUCAUCUGCGGCAGGUCGAGGAAGAAUAUCAAGCAUAUUGAGUCUACGACGAAUACGGCUAUUUAUUUCCCGCCACCGUUUUCGCAGGUCUAUAGAUACUGUCAUCCUGGCGCGAAGCGCAGGAAUCCGGAGAAAAUAUUCAUUACGGGUGAGACGCCACAGGAUAUUGCGCUGGCUAAGCAGAAGAUCCAUGAGUUGGUGCAGCGAACUCGGUUGUUCAUGAAGGACUGCAUGGUCUCGCCUGCCAAGAUUGAUAGCAUCCUGCUUAGCCGACUCGAUAAGGUCCGGAAGAUCAUGGAGACGAACGGCACUUUUGUCUUGUUCCCACAGCUUGGGGCUCAGCGCAACUUGGUGCGGAUUCAAGGUGUUGAAGGUCUUCAUGUCGAGAGGACCAUUCGCGAUAUUAUGGGACUCACUGGCCAAUUCUACAGUGCAUCGUGGUGGAUCCAAGCACCACACGGUGGACGCAUGCCAUCUCCACAAGAAACGCGGUCCAUGCUACCUGACAUUUGUGCCAACUCGGACGCCGACCUAACGCUGGACAAGUUAACGUUUUCCAUCACCGGCUCCGAUGACGCGGUCAAGGAUGCACUGGCCGUUAUCUCCGAAAUCCCAUUCGUGGCUCGCUCUCAAUACCAAAUCAGGGUGAAGAUCGAGCUGGCAAACGAGCACAAGGAGUUCGUCAGCGGCAAGAAGAACGGCAAGAUCAACAAGAUCAUGGGCCAGAGUAGCGUGCAGAUCAUAUUCGACGGCUUCAACGAAUACAACUUCAACAUCGACGUCUGCUCGAGCCAGUACGAGGCUAUGAAGACGGGACUAUCUCUUGUUGAGCAAGAAAUGCCCGCUUCGAUAUCCUUCCACGUUCCCGACCAGUAUCACAAGCGCAUCAUUGGAAUUGGUGGCCAACACAUCCAGCGUAUUAUGAAGAAGCACUCCGUCUUCGUCAAGUUUUCGAAUGCGAUGGAUCGUGGAGGCAUUGGUCGCGACGAGGACGAUAUCAAAGUCGACAACGUCAUCUGCCGUACGCCUGCUCGCAACGCCGGCGCACUUGAGCUCGUCAAAGCCGAGAUUUUGGACAUGGUCGACCGCGUUGAUUCCGAGUUCACCAACCAGACUGUGAACGUCAACAGGUUGUACCAUCGCCAGCUCAUCGCACGCAUGGGCCAGCUCGAUGAGCUCGAGAAGAAGUGGAACUGCAAGAUCAUGUUCCCGAGCACCGAGCAGGCCAGUGACGAUGUUACGGUAUCUGGUCCGGAAUGGCAAGUUCCCCACUGCGUGGAUGAGUUCUUGGGCAUGGUUCCCGAUACCCAUGAUCUUGUCCUUGCCAGCUCGCCAGAGCUGCUGAAGUUCCUCGAGUCGGAUGAGUUCGUCAAGGAGACGAUUCCGAAGAUGAAGGCGCAGUAUGUUGUUGAGCUUCAAGUCAAGAAGGACCCAGCUGAGGUGACCGAAGAUGGCAAGCCCACCGUAACCCUCAUGUGGUCAUUCACCAGGAACAAUGCCGGAGGCGUCCGAGACGCAAUGGACUACCUAAUCCAGCUCCUCCUCCCCGCCGGCGCCGAAGUCAACAUCGUCAAAGGUGCCAUCCCCCGCCCCAAAUCCGACUCCUUCGAAGAAUCCCUGCGCUUCUUCGACUCCAAGCUGCUCCAGCACGCCCCCGCCCCCGUCGCCGGCACCGACUCCCCCACCAAAUCUGCCUUCAACGAAGACGUCUCGCGCGAGCGCAGCAACAUCUUCGACAAGCUGCGCAAGCCGGGCAGCAUGACCUCCAUCUCGGCCUUCCUGGACAGGCGCAAGAACUCGUCGCAGUCCCCUGCGGCGACGAGUUCGUUCUUCAAGAAUGGGUCGAGCAAUGUGUCGAAGUCGUCGUUGAUCUCGGUGGAGUCCACGAGGAGCUUUAAUGCGAAUCGGGAUCCGUGGAAUGAUAGUGGGGUUAAUCUGCCGGAUGAUGAGGGUGGCGCGACGUGGUCGAGGCCGUUUUCGAAAGGGAAUGGGAGUAUUCACCUUAAUCAGUCGGGGCAUCAUGGGGAUCCGACUCCCAAGCUCAAUAUGAGGAUCUCAACUGACAGCGGUCGACCCUCCACUUCUAAUUCUACGAAUUCGGGGUUCCCCGGCCCGAUCGGGACGCCUCGUUAAGAAUUUGUUUCUCAUUCCACCAUUUUUACGGCGGAAAUGGUGCGGACGAGAGAAUUUAUUUUCACACCAACUCUCCUCUCCCCUCUUACUCUAUUCUCAGUCUCUCUUACUACCGGCUGGAUAUACCCCUGGGAACUCGCGUACAACUCAAAAUCCCCCCCCAAAACAUCUUUGGUUUUUGUUCUGCUUCUUUAUCUCGGAUAUCAUCUCUUUUUCCACUCUUUGGUGUUCACUAGGGAAAUCGUUCUGCUUGUUUUUCGUGCUUUUACUGUUUUUGCUGUUUUGUUGUUUUCGGUGUGUCUUGUGUUUUGUUGUGUCGGUGCUUCUACUUUACUCGUUUAUACCUGGUCGUUGUCUGUCGCAAAUCCUGUUGUUUUUUUGUCUUUCUUCCAAAAAGUGCAGCUGGGCGCUGUGUAGACGGUGUGGAUACAAGUUGAUACCAGUGAACGGUGUGUGGGUGCAGAGGGAAUACCUAUUUGCUUGUUAUUGCGCAAGGGGGACGAAAGUGUGGGCGGAUGGGGGAAUUCCGCUUCGCUGAGUUCAUGAUGGAUGGUGCGAAGGUUACGCUUCUUAUGAGAGGGCGGUGAUGGGGGGGGAUGGGAAAAGGGAUGGGGACGCUGGCUGAGAGGACAUUUAUGGUGAUGUGCGAGCGGAUGGGUGGAUAGAAAUGAGCACGAAAUACUACUCAGUG